Molecule: messenger RNA, 1081 nt
Organism: Pteropus alecto (black flying fox)
Lineage: Eukaryota; Metazoa; Chordata; Mammalia; Chiroptera; Pteropodidae
Gene: ARL2
Product: ADP ribosylation factor like GTPase 2
Exons: 6
Coding region: 90-743 (217 amino acids)
Biological process (GO): protein folding
Cellular component (GO): microtubule cytoskeleton; cytoplasm
Molecular function (GO): GTP binding; GTPase activity
Source: RefSeq, a predicted model, not a curated record
ACUGUGCUGUCGGUGGGCAUGAUAGCCAAUAGGAGCAGGGAGAGGGGUCCCGGGACUGAAAACGGCUGCCGGAGGGGGCUACGGGGAUCAUGGGCCUUUUGACCAUCCUGAAGAAGAUGAAGCAGAAAGAGCGGGAGCUGCGACUGCUCAUGCUUGGCCUGGACAAUGCUGGCAAAACAACCAUCCUCAAGAAGUUCAAUGGAGAGGACAUCGACACCAUCUCUCCAACGCUGGGCUUCAACAUCAAGACCCUGGAGCACCGGGGAUUCAAGCUGAACAUAUGGGAUGUGGGCGGCCAGAAGUCCCUGCGCUCCUACUGGCGAAACUACUUUGAGAGCACGGAUGGCCUCAUCUGGGUGGUGGACAGCGCUGACCGCCAGCGCAUGCAGGAUUGCCAGCGCGAGCUCCAGAGCCUGUUGGUGGAGGAGCGCCUGGCCGGAGCCACCCUCCUCGUCUUUGCCAACAAGCAGGACCUUCCCGGAGCACUGUCCUCUAAUGCCAUCCGUGAGUGCUGGCAUGGCAGUGUACGGCGAGCCUUGGCGCCUUGCGGGGCUGACGCAUCUUCACCAGAGGCCAGGGGAGGCUUCCCAGAGCAGGGCCUUGAGGAGGCCCUGGAGCUGGACUCCAUCCACAGCCACCACUGGUGCAUCCAGGGCUGCAGCGCCGUCACUGGGGAGAACCUGCUGCCCGGCAUUGACUGGCUCCUGGAUGACAUUUCCAGCCGCAUCUUCACGGCCGACUGAGCCGCUCCAGACGCCCCGACAUCACAGUCUGGGUCGUCCCUUCUACCCCCUGGCCCUCACCAAGCACCAUCCGUGGGAGGAUGGGAAUCAGCCAGCCCAACUAACACUCCCCAACCCCUCCGUAACCUGCUGCCGCCGCCCGCUGCUGCUCCGUGGCCAGCCAGCUCCCAUGACAGGAGGGCUGCCCUCCUGGCUGUCACCCUGGCUCCUGACCUGGCCCUGCAGCUGCCAUACCAAGAGGUGAGGGUUGGGGCUGGGCGGGGGCUGUCUCUGCUGCUAUGGAGGCUGUGGGCCUCGUCCUUUGCUCAGCUGUAAGAAUAAACAGUUCCUUGCCCCUA